Molecule: messenger RNA, 1097 nt
Organism: Salmo salar (Atlantic salmon)
Lineage: Eukaryota; Metazoa; Chordata; Actinopteri; Salmoniformes; Salmonidae
Product: C-X-C motif chemokine 13
Biological process (GO): immune response; defense response; chemotaxis
Cellular component (GO): extracellular region
Molecular function (GO): chemokine activity
Source: RefSeq, a predicted model, not a curated record
CGCUAUCCACUCUUAACCACUGAAUUUCUACUUGUUCUACCCAGCAUUUACCAUGUUUUGACUAGAUUGCUGAAGUAUUAUUUGAUUAUAUUAUCAUUAAAAUCCUCUUUACAUUUGUAACAAGACAGAUUCUCAAUAUGGCAUGUUUAAUUUCAAUAGAAUGAAUCACUAGGCUAUAAAUUAAGGAUAAAGUUAAAAUAGUGAAUAUAUAUAUAGACAUUUUUAUAUACUCCAAAAGUCUGAUCAUCAUUUUGCGUGAAGACAAGGGAUUCCCCCACACUUCCUUUUUUGCAGCAAUAUAAACCCAGAGACAACAUCAUUCAGUUUCAGUAGACACCAGCCGACCACAGCCAACACAGACUCAAGAUGCCUUUCAAGCCACACUACCUGUUGGUCUCCCUGACUCUCUGCUGGUUCGUGGCUCUUCAAGCAUUCCCCAUGAACGGCUGUGCUGCAUGUCAGAAGUGUCGCUGCAUCCGAACGUCCUCUGCUUUCAUCUCUCCUAGGCUGUUCCACAGGAUAGAGAUCCUACCUCCAGGUGCCCACUGUCGUCAAACAGAGAUCAUCAUUACCAAGAAGGACAAAGCCACCGUCUGUGUGACUCCAGAUGCACGAUGGAUCAACAAAGUCAUUACCAAGUUACAAAGUAGCAACAAGAAGAAGAGAAGUGCAGAACUUCCCCAUCUCAACCACCAUUGAGUGAAUUGGAACAGGAAUGUAUCAAGUUGGAGCUAAAUGGAAAUGUGACACCAAUGUGAUACCAAUGUAAUACCAAUGUGAUACCAAUGUAAUACCAAUGUAAUACCAAUGUGAUACCAAUGUGAUACCAAUGUGAUACCAAUGUAAUACCAAUAUAAUACCAAUGUGAUACCAAUGUAAUACCAAUGUGAUACCAAUGUGAUACCAAUAUAAUACCAAUGUAAUACCAAUGUAAUGCACCAAUGUGAUACCAAUGGAUUCUAUUCAAAAAUGAUUCUAAUACCAAGUUAAUUAGUUUAUAUUAAAUUGAUCUCAGUAUGUAUUGAAUGUGAUUAUUUCAUAUUUUUUUGAUCAUAUAUUGGGUCUAACGUAGAAAAAUAAACACAACCUAUACAAUA